This is a messenger RNA of Moneuplotes crassus, 902 nucleotides long. NCBI's taxonomy places the organism in Eukaryota, Ciliophora, Spirotrichea, Euplotida, Euplotidae. The record is from the annotation of a GenBank genome assembly.
GAUUAUUAAAAAUGCAAGUGCUUCCAUGCUACAACAAGAACACAGAUUCUUUUCCAACUUUUGAGAUAAAUCUGACUCAGCAGCCAUUGAAUUAUUCAGAGAGGUACAUCAUAAAGAACGAUAAUUCAUCUUAUAAGCUAAGUGAUUCUGAAGAAGAGAAGUCUCAAGAUUUUAUUUCAAAAGAGCUACAUGAACUUGAUAAUGAAGGAAUUGAUGAUCCAGACAUCUCUGAUGAGGUCAAAUAGCAAGAUUGCUCAAUUUGAUUCAGACCUUAGUGAUCUGUCAGAUAAAGCUUUAGCAGAGCUGAUAAAAGAAAGUUCACCAACUCCGGACAUUGAAAAUGCGAGAAUUCAAAAACUCGAAUAUAGAUACAAGGAAGUAUACGAAGGCCAGACAAUUUCAAGUCAUAAAGAUGAAGACCUAGUGGAGACUUUCUAUCGUAGACCACUUCGUCAUGGCUAUGGAAAAUAUUUUUACAAAUAAAGGCGCUAUUUACGAAGGACAAUGGAAUCUGAGUUAUAAAGAAGGCGCUGGAAGAAUGAUCUACCCUAAUAAAUCCUAUUACAUUGGUCAAUAUUUCAAAGGUAACAGGAAAGGAUUUGGAAAAGAAAUCAAAAGGGAUCAGCAAGGAGACCUUAUCGAGGUAUACAUUGGCAAUUGGAAGCAUGAUAAAUAGGCAUGGAAAAGGAACACUCUGGGACGCAAAUGGGUCCAUGUAUCAAGGUACUUUUAGGAAGAAUUUUUGUAAUGGAAAAGCCAUAUAUACUACAACUAAAGGAGGGCAGUUCAAAUGUAAUCUCGAUCAUGGGAAGCUUAUAUCAUAUUCUAUACUAGAUGACCCUGAUUAUUCAGUAAGUUAUGAGCCAAGUGAGAUUCAAUAAUCAAUCUUCAAUAUUUUAUGA